UGUGUGUGACAAAAAUGGUGCCCGUUUACCAGCUGGCAAUACUUUAAUAAAAAGUGAAAAGCUUUUGUUAUCAACUUUAAAUAUAAGUGUAGUGAUAUGGCGUCUGUUUUAGAUCUAGUAAAACAUUACCAACACUCUAUUGAAAAAUAUGCGAAUGAUGAACAAAAAGUUUUAAAAUGUAUCGACAAAUUGUUUAAUUUGGAUGUGACAGUCCAGCACUUGCAAGAAACUGGAGUCGGCAGAACUGUGAACGCUUUACGCAAGGAGCCCGGAGAUAUUGGUCAAGCUGCUAGAGCCCUCGUUUACAAAUGGAAGUUGAUGGUAGCGGCAGAAGAGAGUGAUCAGGAAGAUCACAAUGAUAGUGCAGCAAAAUAUAAUGAUUACAACCAUGGACAUGACUCUGAUAAUAACACUGAAAAAAAGCCAGUAAAACAUGAAGAUAAAUAUCAAAGUAGGAAUAAACGCGAUAACACUUCUCAUGAGAAGUACAAUGGUAGCUAUAGCAGCAGCCACAAAAGAAAAUGUGCCAGCAGUGAGGAGGAGGAACCUGAAAAUAAAAAGUCAAAGCAUAGCAGAGAAAAUGGAUAUGUAGUAAAAAAAGAAAUACAAAUUAAGAAAGAACCUUCUGACAGUGAGGAUAACAGUAAUGAUGAUUAUUCCUCGGGUAGUGAAAGUGAAAGCAGCGAGUCACAAUCAUCAGAUGAUGACAGAAAAGAUAAUAUUAAAAUCAAAAGUGAAAGAGACAUUAAGCAAGAACCUUCAAGUAAAACCGAAUAUUCUUCGCAUGAUGAAAAUGAAAAAUACAAACAGGAAAAACGAAGUGAAGAUAAAUAUGCUAAACAUAAUAGUAGCAAAACUGCCUAUGAAAAAACAACACCAGAAAAAUCUCACAGUUCGAGUAAACACAAUAGUUCUUCUUCAAGUGAUUACAAAUCUGAAAAAAAGGAAAGACAAAACAGAAUAUUAGACAAAGAAAUCCAAUCAACAGCAAAGGAAUACAAGUCAACACAAAAAGAACAUCGCUCAUCAGAGAAACACCACAGAUCUUCAGAAAAGGAGCAAAGAUCAUCAGAAAAAGAACACAGGUCAUCAGAUAGGGAACAUAAAGAACAUCGGUCUUCAGAAAAAGUGCACAGAUCUUCAGAAAAAGAACAUCAUACAUCUGAUAAGGGAAGCAAGUCAUCUGAAAAAGAAUAUAGGUCAGCAGAAAAAGAAAAUAAAUCUUCAAAAGAAAAAUCUGGAGAAAAAGUUAAAGAAUCAUCAAACAAGCAUAAUAGUAGUUCUGAUAAGCAUAAAUCGAGUAGUUCUGAAAAACACAAAUCAAUGAGCUCUGAUAAACAUAAAUCAUCGUCUAGUUCCAAUAAACACAAGUCCAAAGACUCAAAUGGACAUAAAGGCUCGGAAAAAACUUCGAGCAAAUCAGAAAAACAUGAUUCUUCGAAAGACGAGAAAAGUAAAAGCUCAUCAGUUAAAGAAACCUCCAGCCAUAAGCAUAAAUCAAGUAGUAAAGAUAAACAUACUACACCAAGUUCUGAUAAAUCUAAAGACUUGGCGAAUUCGUCUAAAGAAAAAGAACACAGAAGUGACAAAAAACACUCAACGCAAGAUGCGAAAAGUCAUUCUAAAAAUAAGAGUGAAAAGUGUGAAGAAAAAGAUAGUAAAAUUAAUAAGCAUAGUUCUAGUAAAAGUAGUAACAAAAGUAAGGAAGACAUACCAAAGAAAAAACCAGAAGUGAAUGGUGGGGACAGUGAUGAUGGCAUCGACUGUGGUUCAGGAGCGAGUUUUGCAGAGGCUCUGGGCAUGGGCAUGCCAUCAAAAUCCAAGAAAAAAACUAGCGGCGUGAAGGAAAGUUCUCCAACUAAGGGAAUUUCCAAUGAUUUGAGCCCGGCAGCACUAUUAUCACCUAGUGCAAAGCUAGCGCCGUUGCCGGCAAUAGAGAUAUCUGCCUUACCAGAGAUAUCACCCAACUACAGACCACGACCACCACCAAAGUUCCUACCACAUUUCUCUGAUGAAGAUGCCAUGAAUGUUGUUAUAUCUACCAAAAACCAAAGAACUAAAGUAUACUCUGGAAAUAAAACAUAUGGAAAAAUACCAACACUGUAUGAAAUGUGUGUGCAAAUUCUACAGGAGCAUAUUGAUGCUCUUGAGUAUACCGGUGGAGUACCGUAUGAAAUUCUCAAACCGGUAAUAGAUAAAGCGACACCACAACAACUGUUUAUGUUAGAGCAUUAUAAUCCUUAUCUAAUGGAGGACACAGACCACUUGUGGAAGAAAUUUUGUGAGAAAAGUUUCCGUAAUAAGAAACGAGAGGAAAUGGAAACAUGGAGAGAAAUGUAUAUUAGAUGUCAAGAGGAACAAGAAAUAAGGCUCAAAUCUUUAACUGCGAAUAUUAAGAUGACUCAGGAAGCAAAGAAAGCUCCAAUCAAGCAAACCAAAAUGGCGUACGUCGACACUGUUGUAAAGCCUCCGCGUAAUAUUGCAAAGAAACAGGCUCAACAUGGCACUGCUUUCGCGGCGACGGCUAGUCCUGCCGCCAGAGUGGCGUCGCUGGCCACCGCUCCCAAUGUCCUCAGAACUGGCCGCCCCACCCCAGUUCCGACAUUAACUUCGUCAUCAUUCAAACCCAAGAAAGCGCCGCUCAUGCAAAAAGCCCUGCAGUUUAUGAGAGGCCGUAAGCGAUGAUAAAAUUAAAAAUAUUUUUAAUGUUGACUAUCUUUAAACGAAGAGGCAUACAUGUGGACAGUAAAACAACCAUCAUAAUAAAAAUAUUUAUUCAUUACAAAAAUACAUUCUUACAAUUAUUUUUAAUGUGAUGAAUUAA
This is a messenger RNA of Aricia agestis (brown argus), 2824 nucleotides long. Its product is annotated as transcription elongation factor B polypeptide 3-like. Bases 97 to 2685 code for a protein of 862 amino acids. Gene Ontology annotation, biological process: transcription elongation by RNA polymerase II. Gene Ontology annotation, cellular component: elongin complex; nucleus. The record is from RefSeq and is a predicted model, not a curated record. The transcript has 10 exons. NCBI's taxonomy places the organism in Eukaryota, Metazoa, Arthropoda, Insecta, Lepidoptera, Lycaenidae.